CCAUCGCAUCUCCCAAAAUCAGAUUCGCUGCCAAAAAUUGUAGACUUUUCGCAGUAUAAGUUUGCUUGACGGGUAUUUUUCUUGUAAUCUUCUUUAUCAAGAUAAUUCACUACAUUCUGUUUUGUUUAUAGCUGUGUUCAAGUGAAAGAAAAUUCUUUUGACAUUGCAACAAUCAAAUUCAAAGACCCUUUUCAAUUCUUGAUUCAAAUUUCCAGUUUUGUAACCGAUCUUGAAAUGAUGGGUGUAGGUAUAUCAAUCUUGAUGGGAUUAAAAGCCACAAUACUGUUCCUCUUCUUUGUGUACCUUAGAAAUCUUGGUUUCAUCUUAUUAUCAAUACCUUUUUUGUAUGCUUCUUUGGUAUCUGUGCUUGUAUCACUAGCUUCUCACCCUUCUAUAAAUCUUCCAAUGCUUUUAGGCAAAAACCCAGAUGGGAGUUUCCCGAUUUGGUCAAUUUUAAUGUUCAGUCCAUACUUAUACUUUGUUAGACUCUUUUCAAGAUUGCGUAGAUUGACUAGUGGUGAAGAGCCUUAUAAUGAGAUUUGUGAGGGUAUUUAUGUUGGUGGGUGGCCUCAUUCAAAUGAAACAUUGCCACCUGGUGAUCUUGCUAUUAUAGAUUGUACUUGUGAAUUUCCAAGGAAAUCGGAGUUUAAAGGGCACUCUUAUUUGUGCGUUCCAACUUGGGAUACAAGGUCUCCUCAGCCUGGAGAUAUCGAAUCAGCUGUUAAGUGGGCUUGCAGGAAAAGAGGUCUGAAUAUGCGAGUUUUUAUCCACUGUGCAUAUGGUCAUGGAAGAAGCGUUGCUGUGACAUGUGCACUGUUGGUGGCAUUAGGUGUGGUGGAAGAUUGGAAAACAGCUGAAAAAUUCAUUAAAGAAAAGCGACCUUAUAUCCGGAUGAACACUCUUCACCGCCAGGCUUUGGAAGAAUGGUCAAGACACCGGUUAUCUUCUCCUGUGAGAAUGAGGUGAUGAAUGUAAAUUCAGUAACUAUGUCAACUUCCUCAGGACACUCACAAUCUGAUAGGCCAGAAAGCAUAACUCAUUGACAAGCUUCAUUACUUAUGCUGUUAUCUUUUCUCGGUAUACAUUAUGAUGUUCUUUUUACUUGUUACCAUAGCUCAGAUGAUGAGGAAUUAACCUUGGGUAUCAAAUUUAUGGUGUUUGAUAA
Messenger RNA from Ricinus communis (castor bean), 1165 nucleotides. RefSeq lists its product as uncharacterized. Gene Ontology annotation, molecular function: protein tyrosine/serine/threonine phosphatase activity. The record is from RefSeq and is a predicted model, not a curated record. The transcript has 2 exons. The coding region runs from base 235 to 966 and encodes 243 amino acids. Gene Ontology annotation, biological process: protein dephosphorylation. NCBI's taxonomy places the organism in Eukaryota, Viridiplantae, Streptophyta, Magnoliopsida, Malpighiales, Euphorbiaceae.